Molecule: messenger RNA, 1878 nt
Organism: Arabidopsis arenosa
Lineage: Eukaryota; Viridiplantae; Streptophyta; Magnoliopsida; Brassicales; Brassicaceae
Source: the annotation of a GenBank genome assembly
GUUUUCUUCAUAAUUUCGAAGUGUAAAUCUCCCUCCACUGUUUAGUUGGGUUGUUGCCAAACAUGGAAAAUCAAGAGGAUUCUUGUGGAUGUGAGGAGCUUCCAUUGAAUCAUAUAGGAGAUGAGGAAGAGUUUAGAAGCUGUUGUGGUGAUGAAGAAGUUUGGUUAAAGGAGAGUGAUGAUACAGUUAAAGUUGCAGAGGAGGAGAAAAAAGAUGAACUUGAUGAUGAGUUCUCUGUUAAGGUUUUCUUUAAAGGAGUUUCGAUAUCCGAAAAAGGAGAUUCGGGUUCUGGUUACUCGGGAAUUGGUGUUGUGUUGGAGAGAUCUGGAGAUUUUGAGUUGAUUCAGGUUCAGAAGAAGUUGGAUUUUUAUGUUGAAGAGUCUGUAGCUAACUAUUUAGCUUUAUUGGAUGGUCUUGAGGUAGCUUUACAGAACAACCUCCGCUCUGUGGUUGCUGUAACUGACUCCGAGUUGCUCUAUAACCAGAUAACUUGUGAGGAGCAGCUCGAGAUCCCUCUUUUGGCAGCUCUGAGAGAAAGGGUAUUGGAGAAAUCAAGUAACCUUGAUGGGUUUGUUCUAAAGCUUGCUCCUUUUUGUGAUCUUGAUGAAGCUCUAAGCUUGGCUCAAGUAGCGGUAGGAAUCGUGUCUUCUAAUUUCCAUGGGGAUAAACCAACCGAGAACUGCUCGAUCUGCUGUGAAGACCGUCAGUCUGAGAUGAUGCUAACAUUGAAGUGCACUCACAAAUUCUGUUCGCACUGCAUGAAAACAUACGUCGAAGGGAAAGUACAGUCUUCAGAAGUUCCCAUCAGGUGUCCUCAAGAGCAAUGCAAGCAUUAUCUCUCAGCCAUGGAAUGCAAAUCAUUUCUGCCCGUCGCUACUUUCAAAUUAUUCGAGGAAGCAAAUGUGCGUAGUAAGAAUAAUGGCAAGAUUUACUGCCCAUAUCCCAAUUGCUCUUUUCUGUUAGACCCGCAAGAAUGUCUAUCAUCAGGAAGGGCAAGCUCAAGCUCGUCUACUCAGUCAGAGAAUAGCUGCUGUGUGGAGUGUCCGGUCUGUGAGAGGUUUGUGUGUGUGGACUGUGGUGUUCCUUGGCAUGCUUCCAUGAGCUGUGAAGAGUUUCAGAUUCUUCCGGUUGAUGAAAGAUAUCCAGAUGAUAUUACAUUGCAUCGCUUGGCAAGGUAUAAGAGGUGGAGACGAUGUCAGCAAUGUCGUAUAAUGAUCGAGCUUUCUCAAGGCUGCAACCACAUGACUUGCCGGUGCGGGCACGAGUUUUGCUACUCAUGUGGAGCAGAGUACAGAGAAGGGCAACAGACUUGCACUUGUGCUUUUUGGGACGAUGAUGAAGAAGAUCAAGAAAACGCAGUAGAAGAAAACACAAUUCAAGAAGUUGAGCAAUGGCCUUGGGACACAUUUAACUCAAUUCCAACUGUAAUGGACGCUUACUCAGAGCAAGAAAGAUCUCAGCUUGCUUUGAUCCAAAGGUUCUUAGCAGGUGGAGGGUUUAGUCUCAGUGAUCACCAUACUUCUUAUCAGUCACCGCCGCCUCCAUGUACAGAGUCAUCGUAUGUUGAAGCUGCCAUGAAAGAUCUUCAUCAGCUUCCUUGGCUUGAGAGGUUUGUGUCUGUUAUAAGUGAUGAUUACUAUGAAGAGUAUAAUAGCCAGUGAAAGGAGUAGAAUGGUAAUUUAAUAGCUUUGAGGAUUCGGUUUGGUUUGGUUCGGAGAGGCCAAACGAGAGUAUCUCGCUCUCGAAAGAAAUUGUUGGGGGGUUUUAGAUUCUUGAUGAACUCAAACAAUGAAUUGUGAUGAAACUAUUUGCAAUUAUAAAAAGAAGAGUUUGAUCAUCUCCAUUCAACAAAUCCUGCAAGAAAGAUUAACGUUCUUA